Messenger RNA from Closterium sp. Yama58-4, 915 nucleotides. The record is from the annotation of a GenBank genome assembly. Lineage: Eukaryota; Viridiplantae; Streptophyta; Zygnematophyceae; Desmidiales; Closteriaceae.
AUGAAGGCGCGUUCGCACGGCGGCGUGGCUGUCAGGCGACGCUCUCGCAUGCUCGCAGCACUGGCUGCUCUCAUGCUCUCAGGUGUGCUCUCAUGCUCUCAGGUGUGCUCUCAUGCUCACAGGUGUGCUCUCAUGCUCUCAGGUGUGCUCUCAUGCUCACAGGUGUGCUCUCAUGCUCACAGGUGUGCUCUCAUGCUCUCAGGUGUGCUCUCAUGCUCACAGGUGUGCUCUCAUGCUCACAGGUGUGCUCUCAUGCUCACAGGUGUGCUCUCAUGCUCUCAGGUGUGCUCUCAUGCUCUCAGGUGUGCUCUCAUGCUCUCAGGUGUGCUCUCAUGCUCUCAGGUGUGCUCUCAUGCUCACAGGUGUGCUCUCAUGCUCUCAGGUGUGCUCUCAUGCUCACAGGUGUGCUCUCAUGCUCUCAGGUGUGCUCUCAUGCUCUCAGGUCUGCUCUCGUGCUCUCAGGUGUGCUCUCAUGCUCUCAGGUGUGCUCUCAUGCUCUCAGCCUGUGCGCCCAGGGCUGCUGCUGUUCGCCUGCCAGCUGCAAGCAACGCUGCCGACCACUCGUGUGUGCAGCGCAAGUGUGGCGCCAAUGCGAUUUGCGUGAAGGAGAGGGGCGAUGCCACCUGCGUCUGCAACGUUGGAUUCUCCAUGACCCCCGUCGGCUGUGUUGACACAUGCGCGCUCAAGGCGUGUGGCAGCAACGGCAAGUGCAGCAAGGACAGUGCUGGAGUGGCGUCCUGUGUGUGUGACACUAGCUUCGUGCUGCAGGCUGACAAGACUACAUGCACUGUCCCAUGCGUUAUGCCGAUGCCAUCUGUCACUGUCGCGUACGCCAUGCGCUUCACACUUUCUGUUCUGGCGACCCAUCUCCCUUCCCUUGCCAGACGCGUGUGUGCUCAAGAGGUGUGGGAGUAA